Molecule: messenger RNA, 3089 nt
Organism: Drosophila guanche
Lineage: Eukaryota; Metazoa; Arthropoda; Insecta; Diptera; Drosophilidae
Gene: cutlet
Product: chromosome transmission fidelity protein 18 homolog
Exons: 13
Coding region: 32-2974 (980 amino acids)
Molecular function (GO): ATP hydrolysis activity; ATP binding
Source: RefSeq, a predicted model, not a curated record
CGAACUUAUUUGCGCAAUUUGAACGCCAGACAUGAACCAAUACCCAGAUGAAGACGAGGAAUUUGAGCUGCAGUACCAGGAUGAAUUGGAGUUGCUGGAGGACGUGCCGCACGAGUACGACGCGUUCGACGGGCCGAGCACCUCCCGGCGAGCGGCGGCCAAGCAAACAAAAGCAAUCAAAGAUGCCUCGCGCUUAGAGAACUCCACCCUCGGCUCGCCGCAGCUCUCGCAGAUUACCUUUGGGGCCAGUCAAAGCGAGAACGAUGAUGGAGGCGGCGGCGGUGGCCCAGUGAAUAGGCGACUCUUUGGCACGCCCAAAGGUCCGCCGGUGGGACGCGGUUGCUCGACGCCAUUUCAACGCAUGCCGGCCAUACAGGAAGUGGAUGCCACUCCACCUGCCAGCAACGGAUUCAAAGAAACAAACGCAGUGCCUCUGCUCAAUGCGGCCGCCCAGCAGUUGCAGGAGCUGGGCACGCGCGGUGUGAACAAGCGGCGUCUGGAGCGGGAUCUCUUUGGCGACAUUGACGACCUCUUCCAUGAGACCUACGAAGAUCCGCUGGUGAAGAAAGCCCGUACCGAGGAGCAGCGCGACAAGAAGGCCAUUGAGAGGAUCGUGGAGCUGCGUCGCAAGAAGCAAGAGUCGACCAAAACCGUUCGCACGGACGAUGUGAGUCGCCUGAAGGCGCUGCUCGAUUUCCAGAGAAAGAAUCUCUCGUACGAGAUACCCAACUGGCCGUUUCUGCCCAUACAACGCAGCGAUCUGGAGCGCAUCUACGUCCGUUUCCACUCGGAAGAGUACGAGCAGCGGCAGCUGGACAUGAUCAGUGCGCGGGGCGCGAUUGUGGGCAGUCUGCUGGGCGAGGCCAAGGACAAGGUCUGGCAGGAGGCCAACGAGCUGGUCCUUCGUCGCUUAGCGCCCGAAACACAGCCACAGCCAGCGAUAGCUGCUGCCACGACUGCAGUCACUGCACAGACGGGAUGUCUUUGGGUGGACAAGUACAAGCCGAGGAAGUACAUUGACUUGCUGUCGGAUGAAAUGACCAACAGGAGUCUGCUCUAUUGGCUGAAGAUGUGGGACAAGGUUGUCUUUGGCAAACCCUUUCAGAGCAAACAGGAACGGGAGGCAGUCACAGGUGGUGGCGAUGCCACGUUGAACAGCUUCAACAAGCGGACGGGAAAAUUCGAGUCCAAUGGCGGCUGGCGGCAGCGCAAGACUCGCCAGGCUCUGAACACGAAUGUCGAUGCUAUGGGCCGACCCAUGCAGAAGGUGGCCCUGCUCUGUGGUCCCCCCGGACUGGGCAAGACCACGCUGGCCCACACCAUCGCCCGGCAUGCCGGCUACAAUGUGCGGGAGAUCAAUGCCUCAGACGAUCGCAGUCCAGAUGCCUUCAAAUUGGCCCUGGAGAACGGCACACAAAUGUCCUCAGUUCUCAAUACAGACAAGCGUCCAAAUUGCAUAGUUCUGGAUGAAAUCGAUGGCGCUCCGCGACAAUCCAUUGAAUAUCUGGUGAAAUUCGUCAACGAUGAUGUCCACAGCAGGGCGAAAGCCAAGGGAGCCAAAUCGGAGCACAAUGUCCUGCGUCGACCCAUUAUUUGUAUUUGCAAUGAUAUCUACGAUCCAGCCUUAAGGCCACUCCGCCAGAUAGCCUUUGUGGUCACAUUUCCGCCCAUUGAUUCAGCGCGCCUCGCCGAACGCUUGGGAGAGAUUGCGAAAAAAGAGAAAUUACAAACAGAUUUCUCAUCACUGAUUACGCUGGCUGAAAAGUCGGGCAAUGAUGUCCGCAGCUGCAUUUCCUCCAUGCAGUUCUUCAAUGCCCAAAAGCAGAGUCUGACGCUACAGGAUGUGCUGAACAACAAUCUGGGGCAAAAGGAUCGUCAUCAGGGCCUGUUUACUGUGUGGAAUUCCAUUUUCAGAAUACAACGUCCCAGAAAGCAACUGCAGACCGACAUCAAUGGCAAUGGCGAUGAGCCCGCUCUGGUUACAAUGACCAACAUGUCCAUUGCCACGCGAGUGCGCAACGUUAUGGAUGUGGUCCAUUCCAGCGGGGAUUACGAGAGACUCACUCAAGGCGUGUACGAGAACUAUCUGCAGCAAAAGAUGCCGGAUCCGAAUUUUAAGGGCAUUUGCGAGGCCUUGAAUUGGUUCUGCUUUACGGACAUACUGCAGCAGAAGAUCGCCAGCCAGCAGAACUACAGCAUCUAUCCGUAUUUGCCUUACGGCUUUGUCGUCUGGCAUUUACUCUUUGCCACACUGGCCUGGCCGAAAAUUGCAUUUCCCACGCGUGGCUUUGAGUUCACACAGAAGCGCACCACACAGCGCAACAUCUUUCAGGCCUUGCGCAAAGGUGUCACCCCCUCCGCUGUGGGUGUGGGUCAUGGCACGAUUCUGCUGCUGGAUACCGUGCCCAUGCUGAAGAGGAUUUUGUCACCGCAAUUGCGCUCCGUGACGGUGAAGCUGUUGUCCCCCAAGGAACAGCAAGACUUGAAUCACACCGUUGAGGUGAUGCUGGAUCUCGGCUUGACAUUUGUGCAGGUCAAGUCACUGGAAGGACAGUAUGUGUUCCAAACGGAGCCCGAUCUAGAUGCACUCGGCGUGUUUCCAGGAUUUCCUGGCCUCACUGUAUCCUACUUUGGGCGCCAGUUGCUAGCCCGCGAAGUGUCCCUGGCACGCAUCCGUCGAGCUGCGCCCAAGCAAGGGGAGCCAUCAAAGAAGCAGCCACCCAAAACCGCGGCCACAACGCGUUUGCCCAAUCACCUGCAAAAAUUGAAACCGAAACCAAUCUUCGGCAGCGGUGCCCCCAAACAGCAGCUCACCAAAGACUUUUUCGGUCGCAUUACGCACAAAAUAUCCACAGCAAAAUCCGUGGAAGAAGCCAAAACCGAUGCCAUUGUAAAGAGCCCCAUUUGGUAUCGCUAUAAGGAAGGCUUCAACAAUGCUGUGCGCAAAGACGUUCAUCUGCAUGAGCUGCUUUAGAAUAUCUCUCUGUCUGGCUCUUGGAAUCCCUGCCUUGAAUUAAUUUAUUAAAAAGUGAUGCAACAUUUUAAAUUAAAGCAAAGCCUUCUUCAGUGAAUGGAAGGACACAUAAUAA